Molecule: messenger RNA, 1457 nt
Organism: Lolium rigidum
Lineage: Eukaryota; Viridiplantae; Streptophyta; Magnoliopsida; Poales; Poaceae
Exons: 6
Coding region: 76-1308 (410 amino acids)
Molecular function (GO): lipid binding
Source: RefSeq, a predicted model, not a curated record
GCAAAACCUGGCGGGCCGCACCUAGAACACAGCGCGGCGCGGACCGAGUCCUCCGGCCGCUACCGGAGCGGGACCAUGCCGCCGCCGCUGGAGACCCUCCUCGGCGCCACCGACCUCUGGCGCCCCACGGCCCGCGGCGGCGGCUGGGCCACCGCCGCCGCGCUCCUCCUGCUCCUCGCCUCCCACCUCGCCGUCCUCCUCGUCCGCCGCCGCCGCCGCCGCGGCCGCCUGAUCCAGCCGGAAGCCGCGGCAGCCACGCCUGCCUCGUCCCCCGCCGCCGCCUCCCCCUCUUCCGGCUCCAGCACAGGGAUGGAGGGCCUCGUGACGGAGGACGAUCUCAGGCAGCUGGUCACCAGCUUGGGGGUGGGCGCCCGUGCGCCGGAGCUGGAGGGCUGGGAGCCUGUGAUCGCCAUGGGGAAUGACGCGGUCUCGUACAAGGCGUGGUGCGACAAGACCAAGGACGGCCCACCUAAGUAUCUCAGUGUGACAACUUAUGAGGGGUGUUCAACAGAGCUUCUGAGGGACUUCUACAUGGAUAACGAGUAUAGAAUGGAGUGGGAUAGCACCGUGACAAAGCACGAGCAGCUGCAGUAUGAUGAAAAUAGCGGAAUUGAGAUAGGGCGAACACUCAAGAAGUUCCCUAUUUUAACACCAAGAGAGUACAUCUUGGCAUGGAGAGUUUGGGAAACAAAUGACAAUUCUUUCUACUGUUUGGUCAAGGAAUGUGAGCACUCUCUUGCGCCAGUACAAAGAAAAUUUGUUCGAGUACGACUUCUGAGAUCAGGAUGGUGUAUUAGGAAAGUCCCUGGAAGAGAUGCAUGCCAAAUCACAGUGCUGCAUCAUGAGGACAAUGGCAUGAACAUCGAGAUGGCAAAGCUCGCCUUUUCCAAGGGAAUCUGGAAAUACAUUUGCAAAAUGAAUAAUGCUUUACGCCGGUAUCCUCAGCACCGUGGUGCGUCAAUAUCAAUCUUGACCAUGAGAAGACUUAUCAAGAAGUUUCCCCAGGCCUUACAGACCAACGUGGAUGAAAGUCAUCGGUUUCCAGUCAAUACAGCUGCUGCAGCUGUAGUUACUUCUACAAAUUCGCCCGGAACUUCACCCUGCAAGCAGCUAGGAAAGAAGCCAACACGGGAAACGAUCGCAAGUGGACUUUUGCUUAUUGGAAGCAUCGUUUGUCUGUCUAAAGGCCGGUCAAACCUUGGCGCUCAGCUUGCGAUGGCAUUCUUCCUGAAGAAGACCUUUAAGAAAGACAAAGAAUCAGGCUCGCCCAGGGGAAGAACUGAUGCGGCGGUGCCCACGCACUUGUAGUAGGUCUGGCUUAAGCUGUUGAGAUUGCCUAUUAUCGUUAUUUUAAGCAAACCAAUACUCCUUACUUGAAAAGGCACGAUUGUACAAUGUUCUCGUAGCAAAUUAUGUAAAUAAUAAGUUUUGAAAUAAUAACCUCACUUGCCAAUUUA